UGGUGGAGGUCGUAGUCGGUUUUCUCUCACGAACGAUAGUAGUUCAGCGCAGUGCUAUCAUCAUCUCGCCCUGUAACGAUGAUGAUAUGACGGGAAAACAUCGAUAUAUCGUGCGGUUGUUGGUGGAAUUUUGCGAAAUAAAUCCGUGAAGUCAGCAACGAUGGAGUGUUGCGGUAACGAAAAGUCACCAAGAGCAGAACAGUAUUGAAACAACCAACGGUGACAGACGGCCGUGCAGUGUGAAAAUGAUAUAAUUUUGAAAUCGAGCCAAUAGGAAUAUCGAUCGGCAGUUGACUUGACCGCCGGUAGCGAAGCGCAUGGGUGGGAGUGAGUGUUGAGCCUAAACGAGGUGAGUGUCGUCCCAAGUCAAGUGGGUGGUGGAGUGAGGGAAAAUGAUCUCGCUGGCAGAGCCGGAAACGAAUAGUGGGGUGGCGCAGAGAAAAGCCAAAUUUUUGCCGCAAUUUGUGCGGCGUUUGGGAAUUGGCGGUAAGAACAGAACGGGGCCGAAGAAUGGGCUCGAGGCGGAAGAUGACGUAUUUUUGCGAAAAAGAGUAGUGUCGUUCGAAUGCAAUAAUGAUUCGGGUGCAUCGGAGAGUGUCAUCGAGGGCGAUGGAAGAAGCAGUAGUGAUAGGCCUUGCAGCUUGCCGUUAUUCGUUCGAACAAAUGAUUUGGGACGGUUUGUAGAUGGACGAGAAGAUAAAGCAAUCAGUUUGGGCGGUGAAGCAGGUGUGCGAAAAACAUCGAUACUCAAGCCCAGUGGUUCCCAAGUAAUUGUGAUUGAUUACGGCAUCGGUGGGCGUGAUGUGUGCGUCCGGGCGAGAACUGUUUCCCGUCAGACCGAUGACUUCACCAACAGUUCCGGCAAUGAAUCUUCCUCGUCUCCGUUCCGGCGGGGAUCGUCAUUUAGGCAGAGUCUUAAUUACCUUUUCAAACGCAAUAAAUUCAAAGUGAAAGACCGCUCCUGCACCAGUGACAGCGAUUCCAACGCUGUUUUAGAGCUUGAUGAAGAAGCCAACGCCGAUGACGCUCCUGGUAAACCAUUGUUGGAUGCGUUCCUGCCGGAAAAAGUGCCUAGUAAACGUGCCAGCACCGGAGACAUAUUCGACGACAUAGUGCUACAACUCAAUGAGGACUUUGGAGUUAAAAAUAGUGUCAAGUCGCACAGACGGAUGCAUUCUGACUCGUUAUGCAUAGGGAAGGGUAUAGCUUCGUCGAAUACCACGCAAAGUGAUAGAUCAACGAGCAGCGUUGGCCUCGGAUUUCGCCCUCUGCCGAGUUCUCCCACCAUAGAGCAGCUGAGUUCCGAUGUGCAGAUACCCAGCAGUAGCCAACUGUCACGUAGUCCAAGUCACAACAAUUCCACUAAGAGUGAUCAAAAAUCUUUGAAAUCUCUAACGUCCUCUCCACUGUCAGUAUCGCCAACCAUAAGGAGCUCCAGCCCGCAUCCGUCAAAAUCGUUCGCCAAACAUGAUGCCAUCGAAAAGUCCGAGAAGCCAGAGAAGGAGAAAAAGAAAAAAGAAUUCAGCAGCUCGCGACAGAAAAAGUUCUCCCGCCAUUUCACGCAGGUCGAGGAUGAAAAGGUUUUGAAUUAUUUCUCAUGUGCAUUGAUUAGCGAUAUUCUUCUCCAAGGCCAUCUCUAUGUUACUCAAAAUUAUUUUGCAUUCUACUCCAAUGUGUUUGGUUAUGUAACAAAGCUCUUAAUUCCCACGGUGUCAGUGAUAAAAAUCUCCAAGGAGAAGACAGCCAAAAUGUUCCCGAAUGCGGUCGGUGUCACAACGUGCGACGAUCGGCACGUGUUCGGUAGCUUUAUGAGCCGCGAAGCCGCCUACCGGUUGAUGUGCAGCGUGUGGCGUCCGGUUGCGCCGCCGGAGAUCGAGGAACCGAUCGCCCAGAAGGCGCCACCGGACGUCGAGGUGUCCGAGUGCUCGGUCGAGGAUGACAGCAGCUGCUCAAUUAGUGGUAACGAAAGUUCUUCCCAAGUGAAAGAUAAAAAGUCUGACGUAGUUGAUUCGGGUGAUUCUACUAACGAUAAGGUCACGGUGAUUGAUGGCAUUAAGCGGUCUCUGGAUGUUUCCAAAAAUCUUAAGUCAGUCCAGAAGGAGAUUAUUAUCAAAGCGCCAGUGGCGCUGAUGGCUUCCGCUGCAGUUUUGAAGACGUCACCCGGCAACGCCACUCUUAGAGAGAAACCCAGCUUUAGUGAUAACCCCUAUCAAAGUAGUAAUAAUAAUAGUACUAGCAACGCUAACAACAGCAUUCUAACAAGACUUAGAAUUAGGCUACAACAAAUCUUUCCCUCCGAUUUUGGUGUUAUACACGUAGGAAUAAUUUUAGCGAUAGUGUUAGCACUGUUUUCUUGUUUUCUCAUGUACAAAAUACAUUACCUGCAGUCGCGGAUAUCCAACUUCAACAACUUCCGAUGGGGCGACGACGAUAAUAUGGAUGUGUACGCGGAGGUUCUCAAGUGGCAGAAGCAAAUGCAGGACAGAAGCACGGAGGAGGCUCAAAUAGUUCUCAAUUCUAAUUUGGAGCAAAUUGCGAAGGUGCGCAAAAGUCUGGAAACUUUGUCAAUCCUUCUGCACGAUUCUACCAAGAAGUAUGGUAUAACGCUAAGCAACACCGGGGGCGUAGCCAGCUCUGCGGACAGUACGAUACUCGAAUCCACAUCCGACUACGGGGCGUAGCAAGUAAUCGUAGACUCUGACACACUAAUUGUAGGUGGGAAUAUGUGAUGUAGUAGCAGCAGCAGCUAGUAGGGAUUUUUUAUCAUUAAUUUAUUACCGUGAUAUUUAGUUCAGUAAGUAUUUAUUCACAAGGUAAGCUAUGUUCGCAUUUAAAGUAAAUGUUAAAUACCGUGGGACAGACGUUCCAACAGUUCAGUGGUGUGCGCAGGAUCGGUCACAGGAGAUAAUUAGUUAAAAAUGUAAAAGACAGCUUAUUGAAACUUUGAAACAAACUAAGUCAAAAACGUGUCUGAGGAAGCCAUGUUUCCUCUACUCUACGGUUGUAGUUGGGUUUAUUGAUUAGAGUAGGUUUUCCUGCCCCCAGCCUAGCUGGAUACACGUAAUCUUAUGUUUAACUUUCAUAGAUGUUUCGGAAUAAUGUUUCCUAAGCUUCCUUAUGGUACCAAUACGAA
Armigeres subalbatus is the source of this 3133-nucleotide messenger RNA. Its product is annotated as GRAM domain-containing protein 2B-like. The transcript is spliced from 9 exons. The record is from RefSeq and is a predicted model, not a curated record. Bases 393 to 2681 code for a protein of 762 amino acids. Lineage: Eukaryota; Metazoa; Arthropoda; Insecta; Diptera; Culicidae. Gene Ontology annotation, biological process: intracellular sterol transport. Gene Ontology annotation, cellular component: plasma membrane; endoplasmic reticulum membrane; endoplasmic reticulum-plasma membrane contact site. Gene Ontology annotation, molecular function: sterol transfer activity; sterol binding.